This is a messenger RNA of Funneliformis caledonium, 192 nucleotides long. The record is from the annotation of a GenBank genome assembly. NCBI's taxonomy places the organism in Eukaryota, Fungi, Glomeromycota, Glomeromycetes, Glomerales, Glomeraceae.
AUGCAUCUUGUUGAUAGUUGGAUAGACUCUCGCUUUAAUAUCGAAACCAAGAAUGCACUAAACAAUCUUACUUCAGAUCCAAAACUUUAUACGAUACUCUCAGGCUGGUAUGCUACAAAAAGUCUAUUUAUACUUACAAACAUUCAGAAUGAUGAAGAUGAAAAUAGUAGUAAAUCUAUAUUUGAUUAUUAG